AUGUGUUCACCAAAUCAUAACGACCUCGAAGGCAGUCCGGCAACGCCUCGAAACUCACUGACUGCGGUCAUCUCUACCUCCCCGAUGGAUGAAAAACCGUUUAUCGGAGCAGGAAAGCCAUUUCCACCCCCAAUCAUUGAUCCCGAGCAAUACAUUGUCGAUUUCAAUGGGGACGAUGACCCAACAAACCCUCUCAAUUGGAAUUUCUCUGUCAAACUUUAUAUCUCCGUGAUCGUUUGCUUAGGAACCUUUGUUGUUUCAUUCAGCAGUGCCGCCUUUGCUCCAGGAAUUACCGGUGCAAGUAAAUACUUCGCCGUCAGUUCAGAGGUUGCAACCCUGGGGACAACCUUGUACGUCCUUGGCUUUGCAUCUGGUCCUUUGAUCUGGGCACCCGCAUCCGAGCUGCAAGGACGAAAGUGGCCGUUGACAAUUGGCAUGUUAGGCGGAGCCAUCUUCACUAUUGGAUCAGCUGUUGCCAAAGACAUCCAGACUUUGAUCAUCUGCCGCUUUUUUGGAGGGAUGUUUGGAGCAAGCCAGCUCACUGUGGUACCGGGUGUACUGGCUGAUAUCUUCGACAAUACGUAUCGUGGCAUGGCAAUUUCUCUCUACGCAUUGACAGUGUUUGUCGGCCCCUUAUCUGCGCCCUUUGUGAGUGGCUUUAUCGCGUCAAGCUACUUAGGGUGGCGAUGGACUCUAUACAUUCCAGCGAUCCUGAGCUUCGUCUUUGGAGCCUUGUUUCUUUUCUCUCUAAAAGAAACAUACACCCCAGCUCUCCUGGUGAAAAAGGCAGCUACCCUGCGCCGGCAAACCCACAACUGGACCAUACAUGCAAAGCAUGAGGAGAUAGACGUGCAGUUCUUUACUCUGAUCAACAAGUAUUUUACUCGUCCUUUGAGAAUGCUACUCACGGAGCCGAUCCUCCUUUUGGUGUCAAUCUAUAUGUCAUUCAUUUAUGGACUGGUUUAUGCGCUUCUUGAGGCCUAUCCCUUUGUCUUCGAGGAAAUUUACGAUAUGAAUCCCGGUACCAGCGGACUGACCUUCAUCAGCCUCAUUAUUGGAGUGAUACUGGCUUGUGGGUUUAUUCUCUCACAACACAGGGUCUAUGUGAGAAAACUUGCCGAGAACAAUAAUGUUCCUGUGGCAGAAUGGCGCCUGUUUCCUCCUCUUGUGGGAGCUCCGGUGUUUACAAUUGGCUUGUUCUGGUUUGGUUGGACAGGUUUUACCCCGGCAAUACCUUGGAUUGCUCCAGCGGCUGCUGGACUUUUCAUUGGCUUCGGAGUACUUUGCAUAUUUCUUCCAUGCUUUAACUAUCUCGUGGAUGCGUACCUUCCGUUAGCCGCAUCUGCCGUUGCAGCAAACAUUAUACUUCGAUCAGCAGUCGCUGCAGGAUUUCCACUUUUCGCCAAACAAAUGUUCCAAAAUCUGGGCGUGCAGUGGGCAAGCACCCUUCUUGGUUGUUUAGCAGCCAUCAUGAUUCCAAUUCCGUUCACUUUCAGGAUAUACGGCCCUUGGCUAAGACAAAAGAGCAAGAUCCUUCGGUAA
This is a messenger RNA of Penicillium lagena, 1542 nucleotides long. Its product is annotated as MFS transporter. The coding region runs from base 1 to 1542 and encodes 513 amino acids. The transcript is spliced from 4 exons. Lineage: Eukaryota; Fungi; Ascomycota; Eurotiomycetes; Eurotiales; Aspergillaceae. Gene Ontology annotation, molecular function: transmembrane transporter activity. The record is from RefSeq and is a predicted model, not a curated record. Gene Ontology annotation, biological process: transmembrane transport.